AGCUUUGACGUGUUUACCGGGCAAGAGUAUCCCUGUGACGUGCUGGCUCGUCAGUGUCUUCUUUAACUGCAGUACAGCCGGCCGGACACUAUGAAGCGUGCAGUCGCCAUUCUGUGCAUGGUCGCUUCGGCAACGAGCGGUGUGCUGUCGGUGCCCCGGGCCCAAGCUUCGUACAGAAGUGUUCAAGAGCGUAUAGGGCAGCUAGCAGAGGGGUUCAACGCUCUUCAAGAUUCCUUCCAACCUCGACACUGCGCAGACCUCCUUCACAACGGCCAAAACACUAGCGGUGUGUACACCGUGUUCCAUGAGGCCACUGGCCCUUCAAGACAGAAUGUAUACUGCGACAUGGACACUGACGGCGGAGGUUGGACAGCGAGAAGUUUCUCCCACGUUUAAGCAGCGCCUUGGACCCUGGCCCGCACUGGUCACGAAAUGGCAGGCUACAUAACUUUCAUCUGUGCCGCCGUCGCCGUUGUAGUCACAACGGUGCAGUCGGCAGCAGUCGGAAGACCCUCUAUUGAACAGGCCAAGGAUCGUGUGCGGGAACUGGCACAGUUACUCGGUGACAUAAGAUCCGCAAUUCAGCCUCGCCACUGCACCGAUAUCUUACACGCUGGUCAGCGCUCCAGCGGAGUCUACAGCGUGUUCCACAAGGCUGCUGGACCGCUGGGUCAGCGAGUCUACUGUGAUAUGGAGACGGAUGGCGGAGGCUGGACGGUGAUUCAGAGGAGAGGCCAGUUUGGCAACAGUGUGUAUCUCUUCUACCGAAACUGGACAGAGUACGCGAAUGGAUUUGGAAAUGCAAGUGAGGAAUAUUGGAUCGGGAACAAGGCGCUGCACGCGCUGACGUCAGACGACGAGGCGAUUACCCUGCGCGUCGUGCUGAGCAACAGAACUGGAGACAGCGUGUUCGUGGACUACGAGAGCUUUCGUGUUGAGAACGAAGGGAACCUCUUCAAGUUGCGACUCGGAAAGCUGUUGGGACCAGAAGGCUGGGACGCACUGGCCGACGGCAACGAUCAGAAUUUCUCCACCUUCGAUAGAGACAACGACGGGGCGCUGUCUGACAAAUGCGCUGUCCAGUACCGCGGUGGCUGGUGGUACAACACGUGCCACCUCGCCAACCUGAAUGGCCUUAAUCUGAACGGACCGCAUGACAGCUACGCCGACGGCAUUGAGUGGAGCACUCGGGGAUACCCCACACGCCUUUACCAUUACUCGUUCCCCAGUGUGCGCAUGAUGAUACGACCGGCUGGCUCACUCUUAGACCGCUGAAGCAAGGUGGACGCUCCAAAUCCUGUGUGAAGACGGGAGCAAUAGCAGGGAAAAAUGGCAAUUAGGUUGCAAAAAAGUGAAGCAAGAAAGAAAGCUCGUCGCAGCCAGUGAAGCCUGAACAAAUUGUGAGGACUGCGUUUUUUUUUUUUUCGGUGCCGGCGCUUGACGAGGAGGAGCUCAUUGCAGCGUCCGUGGUGAACCAUGCUCACUGGACCCGACAGUGGAAAGCUCUACGACUACCCCCUUUUUUGUGUCUGCAGCAUUUGACGGUAACAUCCCCCCCCCCCCCCCCUCCCAGAGUGUUCGAUUAAAAGCGUCUGUGUUCGUAUUCCAUGGACCUACAGAUACGCCGUAAUUCUGCAGGAAAGAUGCAUUGGCUUUUUGCGGAAAUAAACUAACUCUUCAGCUAA
Dermacentor andersoni is the source of this 1685-nucleotide messenger RNA. NCBI's taxonomy places the organism in Eukaryota, Metazoa, Arthropoda, Arachnida, Ixodida, Ixodidae. The record is from RefSeq and is a predicted model, not a curated record.